This is a messenger RNA of Nothoprocta perdicaria, 2979 nucleotides long. It is a transcript of the gene METTL4, whose product is annotated as methyltransferase like 4. Gene Ontology annotation, cellular component: nucleus; RNA N6-methyladenosine methyltransferase complex; cytosol. The transcript has 9 exons. Gene Ontology annotation, molecular function: site-specific DNA-methyltransferase (adenine-specific) activity; RNA methyltransferase activity; nucleic acid binding. Bases 664 to 2073 code for a protein of 469 amino acids. The record is from RefSeq and is a predicted model, not a curated record. Lineage: Eukaryota; Metazoa; Chordata; Aves; Tinamiformes; Tinamidae.
AGGUAUCGGCAGGAGAGGUUGCCGUACAGCAAGAUGGCGGCGCGCAGUGUGGGCGCGCUCCUUGCAGCUGUAAAACUGCUUAACGAGCAUCGGUCGCACAGACAGUUCUAAGGCUCCUAUGCCUCAGUUUGCACAGAAACAAGAAACCAACUUGCUUUCUCAAAAAUGAGAGUCUCCAGAAAUACAUAAGAUGCAUAAAAACACGAUUGCCUUGCUCAGCAGCACGUGAAAACUGCUCGUGUUUUUGCUCCUGCAUCUGGUGACACCAAUUCUAAGACUGUACUAUUUGUUGUGGUACCACAACACAUUCUAACCCACUAAUGGAGUGAUCUUAAGAGUAGUUUUAUACUAGAUAAAGAGCUAUAAAAUCUAUCUGCUGUCAAAAAGACGAAGUAAGGAUCCUGCAGAGCAUAAUGGGGAAGCCGGGUGAAGGCAGAAGUUCCUGCCGAGCGGUUGGUGUGUCCUGCACGUGCGUGGAAAUGCCUUCCACAAGAUGGGCACUGUAGGGCUGAACAGUGGUAAUUCUGAACUCAGGAAAAAAAGAGUCACUAGAGAGUCAUCAAGGGGCCAAAAAGAGAAGGGUUUGCUCCAGAGGUGAGCGUGAAGACCCGCUCCACUUCCUGGGAAAGGGUGUUUCUUCCCCUGCUGGAAAGGGGCUCUAGGAUGUCCGUGGUGCAGCGGCUGGGAGCAGGGUGGCUCCUGGAUCACCUCUCCUUCAUCAGCCGCUCCGGCUACGAGACGCACGGCUCCCUCGUGCAUCCUCCUCGAGGUGCUCUCCAUCCCUGUGACCCCGCUGCCCAUGCGACUGCCUGCGCGUCGGGGGAUGAUCCCGCGCCUGGAGGCGCUGUGGAACUGGAAGGCAGAAGAGGAAAAACUAGAUACGUGUUUCGGGAAGAGUUCUUUGAUGUUUUCAAGCCGCACAUAGAGGCUGCCGCUCCGGAGCGGCUGUGCCAGGGCGGCUUGAAUGGGAUCCCCACGGACACGGGCGGCAGCCGGCUGGAGCAGCAAGGAGGAGCCCGCGCUGACGCUGGAGAUCGUGAUGCUGGCGCGAGGAAGAAACGCAAAAGGAAAUGUGUGUUCAACCAGGGUGAACUGGAUGCGUUAGAAUACCACACAAAGAUAAGGAAGCUGAUUUGGGAAGGCACUUUGCAUUUAGUCCAGGAAGGACUGAAAAGUGGGUUUCUUCACUGCACUACUGCAAAACUCGAUUGCAGCAAGAAUGUUGUUCCAGGACCCAUUGGCUGUGGGUUGGCUGAGUUAUGUGAAAGAGCAAAGCAGUUUCCAGCUAUCAAUGACAGUGACCAUGAAGCUAUACGAGCAAUAGAUGAUGAAACCUUCAUUUCAGAGCAGGAUCUGCAUUCAUGUGUUAUCGAAAACAACUCAAGCUGUGCAAAGAUGAUUAUGUUAAUGGGCCAGAAGUACUUGGUGCCACCCAGAAGCAGUUUCCUUUUAUCCGAUAUUUCAUGUUUACAGCCACUGCUGAAUUACAAGAAAAAAUAUGAUGUAAUUGUGAUGGAUCCACCAUGGGAAAAUAAAUCUGUUAAAAGGAGUAACCGAUAUGGCUACUUGUCUUCAUGGCAGAUCAAGCAGAUUCCUGUGUUGGCUCUAGCUGCUCCAAAUUGUCUCGUAGUCACGUGGGUGACUAAUAGACAGAAGCACUUAAGGUUUGUUAAGGAAGAACUUUAUCCUCAUUGGUCUGUGAAAACACUUGCUGAGUGGCACUGGGUAAAAAUUACCAGAUCUGGAGAAUUUGUAUUUCCUUUGGAUUCUUCCCACAAAAAGCCCUAUGAAGUUCUUGUAUUGGGGAGAGUUCAAGGAAGCGUAGAGGAAGCCUUAAGGAAAUCUGAAGAGGUGCUUCCAAUUCCAGACCAUAAGUUAAUUGUCAGCGUACCCUGCAGUCUGCAUUCACAUAAGCCCCCUCUUACUGAGGUUCUGGCAGAAUUUGUCAAGCCAGAUGCGGAACGCCUGGAGUUGUUUGCUCGCAACCUGCAGCCUGGUUGGACCAGCUGGGGGAAUGAAGUUCUGAAGUUUCAGCACAUUGAUUAUUUCACUGUUCUGCAGGAUGAAAACUGACUGGAGUCUUUCAGCUUAACUCGGAAAUUUCCUUCCUUUCCCCAGCAUGCACUAGAACUUGCUUUUGUUACUGAUAGUGCACUGGGAGGGUAAAAAAAAAAGAAGGUGAAACCUGUUGCGUUUCAGUUAAAAUUUUUGAAGUGGCAGAAUAUUUAUACUGUCUGUGUUUGUACAAGCUGUUCAUUUAUUCUGACUUUAGUAAAAUAGUCAAUUAAUGAUGUUAGAGUGCAAGACCAUCUCUGAUUCCAAACUUCUGGAAAAAAUAAAAACAAAACUAUGUUCUAUAUUCUCAUUGCAGCUGUCACAAAUCUGAGCAUCAUAAGUGUUCUAGUAUCAUGCUUGAGUGGCAAUGCAUUAUUUUUAAAGCGUGACAGGAGAAGUAAAUAGUUCUAAAUUGGAUAUGUUUCCCCAAAGAAGGUUGGUGUUUGCAAAGCAAUGGAUUUUGAGCAAAAAUAAUUAUAAAGACAGCAUAUCCUCCUACAUGUUUGUCUCUGUCUACCUCUGAAUAAAUAACAGGAACAGUACUUGUGUUAAUUGGCACAUGAAUUGUUGGCUGAGCACAUUUUGUAUAAAAUUACACUUUUAAAACUAUGAGCAAUUCAGCUUACAAAUUCUACAUAUUAAACCAUUGUCUUUAACUGAAAUUUAAUAGAAUUUAAAUAUGUUAUAAUUUCUGUUUCAUUACUUUCUUGAAAGAUUAAGUCAUGCAAGUGAGUCCUAUGUUUUAACUCACUUUUCUUUUUAACUUUAAGGUGCCUUUUAUAUGUUCUUUUAGUUCUUAAAUGUAUUUUGAGACUUGUGAAGCUCUGGCUGUUUUUCAUUUGCAGACAUAGAAACAGAAUUGGUGAACAAGCUGAGCUGUGAUUGUUUAUAAUGGGGAACAAAAUGCAUUGUAUGCUUUUUUUU